Nomascus leucogenys (northern white-cheeked gibbon) is the source of this 4067-nucleotide messenger RNA. RefSeq names its product putative UPF0607 protein ENSP00000381514. The transcript has a single exon. The coding region runs from base 2649 to 3824 and encodes 391 amino acids. Lineage: Eukaryota; Metazoa; Chordata; Mammalia; Primates; Hylobatidae. The record is from RefSeq and is a predicted model, not a curated record.
AAAGAAAAAAAAGAAAACAAAAAAAACAACAGAAACCUUAGGAAUGAAGAAUUAAAUGAAUUAAAUAAAAAGUACAACUGAGAGCUUCAAUGGCACACUAGAUCAAACAAAAGAAUUUCUGAACUUGCAGACAGGACUUUUGAAAUAACCCAGCCUGAGGGAAAAAAGGAGAAAAAAAAGAGUAAAAAGAAUCAAAGAAAGUCUAUGAGACCUGUGCCACGAUAACAGAUUUUGAAAAUAUAGAAGAGAAACAGAGAGAGGAGACAGACAAAGACACGGAAAACUUAUUUAACAAAAUAAUAGCUGAAAAUCUCCCAAUUCUUGGGAGAGAUAUGGACAUCCAGUUCCGUGAAGCUUAAAGGGUCCCAUACAUAUUCAACCCAAAAAGGCCUUUUCUAAGGCACAUAAUAAUCAAUUUGUCAAAAGUCAAACACAAAGAAAAACUUCUAAAAUUAGCAAGAGAGAAGCAUCAAAUCACAAAUAAACAAGUCUCCAUUAGACUACCAGUUUUCACAGCAGAAACCUUGACGGCUAGGAGAGAUUAGGAUGAUAUAUUCAAAGUGCUAAUGAGAAAUCAGUCAGCAAAGAGUACUGUACAUAGCACAGCUACCCCUCAGAAAUUAAAGAAAUAAAGUCUUUCCCAGACAAGCAAAUGCUGACGGAAUUCAUCACCAUAAGACCAGCCUGACAAGAAACGCUUAAGGGAGUGCUUCAAUCGCAAGUGAAAGAACAAUACUAACGCAAACACACAGGACACUAUCAACCUAACUGUUAAAAGUAAAUUCACAUUCAAACUGAGAAUUCUACAUUACUGAAAUGAUGCUUUAGAAUCUUUCAAAUCACCCUUGAGAAAGCGGAACAUCAAAAUAGUCAAAAAUAUUUCUAUCUACAAUGAGUUCUUAAUAAACACCCAAUACAGAACAAUAUAAAUUAAGGCAAAAAAGUACAAAUUUUGUGCGCUGACAAAGGAUGUGGGGGUAGUAUAGCAGGUUCGUGUGUGAUCAAAAUUUUUAUCAACUUUAAAUAGUCUAUCGUAACUCUACAUCUUUAAAUGUAAGCUCCAGAGUAACCAGAGAAAAAAAUUACACCAGAUAUGUCAAUGAAAGAAAGGAAUCAAAGCUUAUCAGUACAGAAACUCACCAAACCAUAAAGCAAACAAUAAAAAAAGAAGAAAGAAACAACAGAUCUACAAAACAACCAGAAAACAAUUAACAAAAUGACAGAAGUUAACUUCUUGCCUUUUAAUAAUAUCUUUGAAUACAGAUGGUUUCAAUUCUCCAAUAACAAGAUGGAGAGUGGCCAAAUGGUUUUUCAUACAUGUUUCCCCAGUCCAGACACCCAAGAGUAUGUCCCUCUCUUGGGCAUAAGAAAAUCUAGAGUUAUAUUUAGGGCAUCAUGUGUGGUGAACAGUUGACCGAGCUGGCAUGCUCACAAUGACCAAAUUAUGUUCGUCAUAUUUUAAUCCAAUACACUGAUCUACUAUGAACUUGUAAAUAAUGUAUUUGCUUUGUAGACACAUUCCAGGAAGACCAGAGAAACUGACUUUUAUCCAUAUGGAAUAAUCCACUGGCAAAUUUCUUUUAGGACAGACCAAAGCUCAUCUAGAACAUAAUCUUCACAUACUUGGAUCCUUCCCAUCAGACGAAAAAGAACAUCUGGGCUGAAAGGCUCCAUUAGAAGAGCAAUGUGGGAUGGUGCUGUGCUGACAACUGGUAGUCCCUGCCCUACAUCUCUGUAGAGGACUGGAGCCCAGAGCAUGCCAUGGUCAACUUGUAUGUUGAAGUGAAGACCUCCUUCGAGGUGUGCAUGUGCUUAUUACAGAUAUGCCACGGUGCUAAGUACCCCAGGACUACAGGAAAAAAUAAGAAUAGAUGCUGUAUCCAUGAUCAUGAGGCACACAGGCCAGAGUGCCAGCUGUGGAAUUGCACGGCUCGGGUUCAAAGCCUGGCUGGGCCAUGACCACCUGAAUGACCUGAGGAAUGGUCUCAGGCAAAUUUGUAAAAAGAAGCGGAGACCCUGCCUGCCAGGGAGGCAUGUGGUAAGAGGCAGCAUCCAGUCAGGUCAGGGCACCGCGUCCUCUCUUUGGAAACCUGCGGAGCAAGGCUGGUGGCCCUCGAGGCCACAACGGCCACGGAGAAGGCGGGCCUGGCUCCGGGCAGCAUAGAGGCACUAGAGAGGCCCCGGGGGGAGCCUGGCGGGAUCUGGCUGGUCCUGCGCUCUGCUUCCAGCAGGUCCUGGCCCUGUAACCCGGGGGACAGGGCCGGCCAAGACAGGGCCACUGGGUGCCAGCCAGCACCUGGGCCAGGCGCCAGGCAGGAAGGGCUCUGGCGGAUCAGCCCCGCGCCCCCAACAGCCCCACAGGGGGGCCCAUCCAGGGCCACACACCUGCCCCCAGGAGCAGGAUGUCCCUGAGGCUAGAGUCCAGCUGGACUGGUGGAAGGGUCUCGCCCUUUGCCCUUUGACUCCUCUUGUAGGCACCCUCGCUGGGCUCCUAAGCACUCCUCCACACCCUGGCUCUGUCACCAGCCCCAUGGUGAUGUCAUAACUCCCAGGUGCCCAGUGUGCACCUCACCACAGAGAAGUGGGUGACUUAGGAGUAUCCUCUCUGCUUCUGACCCUUAGUUUCGUCUGUGCACAACUCGAUCAAAAUGGGUAACUCACUAAGCAGAUUUUGUUCCUGGUCCCGCCGCAGGUCCUGGCCAUGCCACCGGCAACUUGCUCGUCUUGUCCGUGAGGCCUUCCCAGCUGGCCGGGCUCACCCCGCGGCUCCUGCACCUGUGCCUGCCCCGGGAAUCCUGGGCCGUUUCCCACUCCUCUUCAACCGUCAGCGAUAUCUUCGGCCUUCUUUUCCAGUCAGGUGGGAUGGCGCCCCUAUGAGGCUGUGUCUUAUCCCUCCGAACACGGGCGCCCCACAGAGGGUCCUGCCUCCUGUGGUCUGGAGCCCCCCCUCAAGGAAGAAACCCGUGCUGUCUGCUCGCAACUCCAUGAUGUUUGGACACCUCAGCCCCGUGAGGAUCCCUCCUCUCAGAGGCAAGUUUAACCUCCAACUUCCUUCAUUAGAUGAGCAGGUGAUCCCAGCCAGGCUCCCCAAGACAGAGGUGAGGGCAGAAGAGCCCAAAGCAGCAACGGAGGUGAAAGACCAGGUAGAGACCCAGGGGCAGGAGGACAAUAAAAGGGGCCCCUGUAGCAAUGGGGAAGCAGCCUCCACCUCUAGGCCCCUGGAGACUCAGGGAAACCUCACUUCCUCCUGGUACAAUCCCAGGCCCUUGGAGGGAAACGUCCACCUCAAGAGCUUGACAGAAAAGAACCAGACUGACAAGGCCCAGGUGCAUGCAGUGAGUUUCUACUCCAAGGGCCAUGGAGUCGCCAGUUCACACAGCCCUGCCGGAGGCAUCCUUCCCUUUGGGAAGCCUGACCCAGUUCCAGCAGUGCUCCCUGCCCCAGUUCCGAGCUGCUCCCUGUGGCCAGAGAAGGCAGCCUUGAAGGUGCUGGGAAAAGACCACCUGCCCAGCUCUCCAGGCUUGCUGAUGGUGGGGGAGGACAUGCAGCCCAGGGACCCCGCAGCUCUUGGAUCAAGUAGGUCUUCUCUACCCAGAGCUGUCGGCCACAGGUCCCGCAGUUCCCGCAAAAGAAAACUGUCAGGGCCACCGCUGCAGCUGCAACCGACCCCUCCCCUGCAACUGAGGUGGGAUAGAGACGAGGGGCCCCCACCGGCUAAGCUUCCCUGUCUAUCUCCUGAGGCACUGUUGGUGGGUCAGGCUUCCCAAAGAGAAGGACGCCUCCAGCAGGGCAACAUGCGUAAGAACAUGAGGGGGGUUAAGUAGAACAUCAAAAUCCAGGAGACGAAAACGGCUGCUUGAGAGGAGAAAGAAGACACGGCGGGGCAGGCGUGGUGGCUCACGCCUGUAUCCAGCACUUUGCGAGGCCCGGGGGGGGGCGGGGGGGGGGCGGCGGGGCGGAUCAGGAGGUCAAGAGAUUGAGACCUGAGGAGCAUCUCUGCCUGCACCAUCUGGGAAGUGAGGAGCGCCUCUGCCCAGCCGCCCCACCGUCUGGGAAGUGAGAAGCGC